This is a messenger RNA of Rotaria sordida, 1071 nucleotides long. Lineage: Eukaryota; Metazoa; Rotifera; Eurotatoria; Philodinida; Philodinidae. The record is from the annotation of a GenBank genome assembly.
AUGGUUAAUCAUCUUGUGAUUAAUAAUAAUAAUAAUAAUAAUAAUAAUUUAUGUUUAUCUAUCAAAUAUUUUGUUUAUAUAAUAGCUUUUCGAAAUAAUUCAUCAAUCAAUUGUUCUCAAUAUAAAGAUGAUUAUGCAGUUCUUUUAUCAUUUCCAUUUCAUGUUGAUCUUAAUCCAUUAUUACAAAUACCCAGAAGAACAAAUGGUUUAAUGGAUGCCAAGGAACGUAUUUAUUAUUUAAAUAUUAUUAAUCAAAAAUAUGUUCCAUUGACAAUUUAUUGUUUGAAAUAUUUACAAAAAUUAUAUAUACGAAAUACGAGUUUUUAUAAUACUAAUCAUCAACUUCCAAUUGAAAUUGAUUAUCUUGCAACAACACUAACUCAUUUAAGUAUUUAUGAUACUAAAAUCACUCAUUUACCAGAACAAAUCGGUAAAUUAAAAUAUUUACAAUCAUUAGAAUUGGUCAAUACUAAUUUAAUAACUCUUCCGAAUAGUAUUGGUAAUCUAUCUUCAUUAAUUGUACUCUAUUUACCUAAUAAUAAAUUAAUUUCAUUACCUAAAACUAUCAAAAAUAUUCAAUCAUUAUCACAAAUUGUAUUAAAAAAUAAUCCAUAUCUUCAUUCAAUACAAUCACUCAAUUAUUUAUCAAAACUUAAAGCUUUACAAACAGAUAAUUGUCCAAUUGAAACUCUUCCACUUUAUUUACCACAAUUAACUGAUUUACAUAUGUCUAAAAAUAAUCUUACAAAUUUAAUUGGUAUUCGAACAUUAGGUUAUAAAACAAAUCAUAGGAAAUUUUUUUAUUUUAAUAAUAAUCAUAUUCAAUCAAUUCCACCUCAAAUUCAAUAUGUUAAAAAUCUUUAUUUUCUUAAUCUUGAUUAUAAUCAUUUAAUUAGUUUACCAUUAGAUAUAUUCAACGUAACUACACUUCAUUAUUUAUAUAUUCGAUAUAAUAAUUUUAGUGUUAUUGAAUUAAAAGCAAUUAUUGAGAAGUUUAAUAUUACACAUCCAUAUAUGAAACUAUAUUAUUUAAAUCGAAAGAAUUCAAUAGUAAAGAACAUUAUAAAUUAA